AUGAGAAUCACUUGGAGAGAUCGUGACAGAGAUUUUCUCCAGCAUCUGGAAGGUGGUGAAACAACUUUUCAAACGUUAUCCCGUGCAUUGAGAGAUACUAGAAGUGAGUUCAAACCAAUACCAGGUUUUGAACAUGAAGUUCAUAACUACACGCAGGAUAUAGACUGUGAUGAAGUCUAUCCAAAUAUUUACAUCGGAGAUGCGGAAACUGUAAAGAAUAAACCAUACCUGCAGAGAAUUGGUAUUACGCACGUUUUGAAUGCUGCGGAAGGGAAUCGUUUUGGGCAUGUUAAUACAAAUCAACAUUAUUAUCGUGAUACGCCAAUUAAAUAUUUUGGAAUACCAGUAAGCGAUUUACCAACUGUCGAUAUAAGUAAAUAUUUUAACGAUGUCGCUAAUUUUAUUGAUGAAGCUUUGAAAAAUAAUGGUAAGGUAUUUGUACAUUGCAUGAUGGGAAUAUCAAGAAGUUCAACAUGUGUCAUUGCUUUCUUGAUGAUUAAGCGUAAUAUGCUAUGUGAAGAUGCGAUACGCUUAAUUCGUAAAAGCCGUGACAUUCAUCCAAAUGAUGGAUUUUUGCGUCAAUUAGCGGCGCUUGAUAAUCAAUUACGCCGUCGACGGCUUUAA
Cotesia congregata is the source of this 624-nucleotide messenger RNA. Lineage: Eukaryota; Metazoa; Arthropoda; Insecta; Hymenoptera; Braconidae. The record is from the annotation of a GenBank genome assembly.